This is a messenger RNA of Schistosoma haematobium, 1997 nucleotides long. RefSeq lists its product as uncharacterized. The transcript has 10 exons. Lineage: Eukaryota; Metazoa; Platyhelminthes; Trematoda; Strigeidida; Schistosomatidae. The record is from RefSeq and is a predicted model, not a curated record. Bases 140 to 1468 code for a protein of 442 amino acids.
UUGAAUUUCAUAGUUUGAAUUUGUUGAGGGUCUUGUUUUAACUUAUAGCUUUUGCUUAUCAACAUUAUUGUGCUGAUUUAAUUCUUGUCUUUAGGCGAUUUUCGUGGGUGCAGUUGCACCUAAUUAUAUUCAGCCAGGUAUGAAUUCGGAGUUCGUUAAAUCGAGGACUAGGACGGAUUUUGCGAAGGAUCAAACUCAGUUAACAUCUAUACGCUCCUCAUUAGGUCGGUCAAGAAAAGUGUUGCCCAGUAAAAAGUUAUCGAGACAAACCCCACUUCUUUAUUCGCGAGGAAUAUUCAGAAUCAAGAGGUCUGACGAACACCAAAAUUUAAAAGGAGAGGUGGAUGGAGUCAAUAAAAAUGAUAAUAUAAAGAACGUAUUCCAGGUCUUGAAGUCAGACAAAAAUAACUAUUCACUUGAGUCUGGUGAUCGUAACGUAAAUGAAAAAGCGGUUGUUGAUGAAGACAGAAAUAAGAAAUAUGUGGAGGAGGAAUCAAGUUCUUGUUCAACAGAUGACGAGCUCAAAAACACAAACGCAAAAAGCACGAGAAAAAAUGCGUCAGAGUCCACAGAAUACCUGAGAAAAACAGAAAAUUAUGAACUACCAAACAUACGGAAAACCAUUGUUCGUCUUCAAGAGAAGGAGAUUUUACAAAGAACGCAAGCAAUAGAAGCAGAAUUUUAUGAACGUUUGAUUGAACUUAGAAAAGAAAAUGAAACUGAAGUAGCAAAAAUUAUGAAUCGUAAAAAUGCUGAAUUAAUUGUUGUACAAAAAGCUGCUGAAAUGAAACAUUGUGAACUUCGUCAAGCAAUAGAUAAACUAGAAAAUCAAUUAUCUGAUACAGUCAACAAUGCUGAUCAAAUUAAACGUAGCUCUGAAGAGAAAAUGAAUCAAUUACAGUCAGUAAUGAAUAAACAAUUUGAAAAUCUAUUGAAACAAUCUAAUGAACAACGUGAAUUUCUUAUACAAGAACAUGAGAAAACAUUGAAAGAUUUACAAAAUAAAAAUGAAUCUACUUUUAAAGAACUGGAAAUAAAUAAAUCCUUUGUUAUAGAACUAGAAUCAAAAAUGGAAUUACAGCACAAUCAAAUUAAAAGUUUAAAAGGACAAUUAACAACUAUCAUGACAGAAAGAAAUGAGCUAGAAGAAUCAUUAAAAGUUAAAACAGAAAAAGAGAAAGAAACACUGAAAAAUCUAAAACAACUUCAAUGUGAUUUGAAUGAAUUAACCGAUAGAUAUAAAACAUUAGAAUCAAAGUAUAACAUGUGUCUUGAAGAUUAUAACCAAGAAUUAAAACAAAUUCGUUCAGAUCACGCUAAGCGUAUAUGUGCAAUGGAAUUAGAACGAACAAAUAAUGAAAAGCAAUAUGAAACUAACCUGGGAAAAAUUAAAGAUGAGGUUUAUGUACAUGAUUUGUCUGGUAGAUACACAAAAUGGGCUACUACUAUACUUAUCGGUAAAGCAUAAGAAAAACUUCAAGGAAAUCUAUUCAGUGAUGAGUGAAGUUUACGGAGAUAAUGCGUUAAAGAGGAAUGACAUUUUCGAGAGAAUCGUGGGUUUCAAUGACGACAAUAAAAGCUAUAAGAAUAAUGAAAGGCCAGAACAACCACCGACCUCCUGGGCUUACAAUGUUGUUUAGUGUAUGGGAGUAUCUUGUGAUUUCCAGUUGCCGAUCUGCUUCCCAAAAAGUAACUGAUGAACUAUUUCUGGUUGUCUGUGAAAACAAUUUAGGUAAAAUAUAAAACAAUGGGAGAUGGUGACCGAGGUUACAAGGACUUACAGCGAUGUUUUUAAAAAUAGAAAUGGAGAUUUGACAGGUGUACUGUCACAACUUGGGAAUAUUUUGUAGGUUUAAUACAAAACUGGAAGAGAGUCGUUUGUCGUAUGAACGUCAGCUAGUUACAGAAGUUAAGGAAGCUGAAACACGCGGUUAUGAAAAAUGUUUAUUAAUUAAAAGUGAUGAGAUUACAGCUUUACAAAAAACUAUUAAAGAAAC